Molecule: messenger RNA, 2556 nt
Organism: Triticum dicoccoides
Lineage: Eukaryota; Viridiplantae; Streptophyta; Magnoliopsida; Poales; Poaceae
Exons: 5
Coding region: 1497-1814 (105 amino acids)
Source: RefSeq, a predicted model, not a curated record
GAGCACCCAAUUCCCCUCAUGUCUCCCAAAUCGCCGCCACCAACCGCCUCGUAUGCCUCCUCCGACCCACCUCGCCGUCGGCCCUCCCGCUCCCCACUCCCACAUCACAGCUCCGGAGGCUACCGGAUCCGCCGCAUCCACCAUCCACCCAUCCCUCUCCCGUCCCAUCCCUCUCUCUUCACGCGGCUUCUCGAUGCGCCACCUGCGUCGGCUAAUUCACGCGGCGUCCGGCGAAUCCCGCCACCGUAAAGCACAGCUCGAGGCCCCCUCGCAUCAUGGACCCCCCCAACCUCCCACACACACACAAUCAGGCUAGGUCCGGCGCUCGCAGCCACCAAAGACCACCGACUAGCCUCCCCCUAUGGCUAGGGUUUCGGGCGCCGGGCAUCGGCUCCGGCGCUGGUGGCCAUGUCGUUCUCUUUUCCACUUGCUUGCCCCUGCAGUCAUCUCUUGUUACCUAGUUCUGUUAUCGUUGAAGAGAUUGUUUGGAAAUUGCUGCACACAGACCUGCUUGCACGUCUUCGGGGCAGCGAUGACGGCGAUGUCUGCUCUUUGUCGCUUUCCCUCUUCCCACUGAAGUGGACACUGGUAAAGAUUGGGAUAAAGUUCCACCCGUCCCUACUUAUGACUGUUCUUUCUUCUUCUGACUGUUCUUGCAUAUAGAUCCUAUUUUGUUUUCAUUGAUGGAACAAUGAGUUUGUUUUUACCCUGUGAGAAUAUCUGAGUAAGGCCAAGAAUCUGUGUGGUUGAAUUCAUGUUGGAUUCACAGAAAUAGUGUAUGAUUUUUGUUUAUUAUUAUCAUGUACCCUGUGAUUGUCCAAGUGAGUAUGAGAUUUAAUUCCGGUUGUGCAAGAUUUGUGCCUAACUUGAACCAUCUUCGCAUGUAUUUUCCAUUGAUCAAGUGUUGAUGAUGUGUUGAUCCGUCGAGUUGAGAUUUAGUUUUUUCAUGACCAUGCUGAUGAUUUGUUAAUCCUGUCAAUAACUUGUUGUCUUAUCCUUGAUUGUACUCUGAUAGAUGUGAAGUGCAAGUAAGUGCUCCCGUUUACACUUUUGACUAAACCAAGGCUUUUUUGCUAAGCUAAUUUUAUUCCAGUUUUCAUGUAUUACUCCUGAAAGUAUUUAUAACAAUUUAUUCCUGGAAUAUUUUGUCCCUUUGUUGAUUGUCUAUAUGCACAGCUAAAUCCUGAAAGUAGAUGUUCGGCUGUUAAGCUCCAGCAAAUCUUGUAUUUCAUCUAGCUAAACUUGAUUCAUUCUUCCCCCACGGUUUUAAACUUCAUAGCCUGUGCGAACAAAUAAAUAUACAUUUGCAUUGGGUUGUAAUAGUCUUAGAUGGAGCAUCUGAAUUUGACAAUCAUGCAGUGUUUCUUGCAAUUAACUGAGCACUCGACUUCAAUGGUGCUAUUUCAGGUUUCAGUCCAUUGGCAACAAAAGAAUUUGUAUGACUGAGAUCGAGUUAUAUACAUUGUGAUAUAUGCAUCCGAUGACCUGGAUACAAGAUGCCAGUGACUUGCUGGAUUUCACAUUGCACGUGUGAUGUUUUGUGCAUCGAUACUCACAACACUACAAGAAUGCGACAGAUUGACUAUGCUGCACGCACCAACUCGAUGCAGGGGGACGCCAUGGAGCAAGUCGAGUUCGUGGAACAAGUCAUGGACGAUGCCAUGGAAGAUGAAUUCAGGGCAGGGCAUGUCGAUAAGGCACUUGUGAAAACUAAAGAUUUGGUAGGGAGUCACAAAAACUGCACUACUCCCAGCAAUACAGAAAAAACAAAGAUGGCAUGGCCUUCAACCUUUAUUCAAAAGAUAUAUGGAUGAAUAUAUGGGUUUAGUGGCAAGUAUACUGCAAUUGAUGACGUAGCAUCGCUAGCAAGAAUGAACGGGUCCGCGUGAUAUGCCAUCACUGUCCUGUUAACACAGGUCUUCCUGUAAUCAUUAACCUUUACCUGACCAAGAGGGAUCCAUGUACACCUGAAUAAUGCCACCUUAACUUUCACAUAGUUAAGCUUCUAAAUAUCUUUGAUGGUUUCGUAGUAUACCUUUUUAUCAACUUUAUUUAUAGUCAUGCAUUCUAUUUGAACAAAGUUGUUCUGAUAUGAGGUCUUCUUAUCACGUUCCUUAGUGUAGAACGUGUAGCCAUUUAGGUCAUAUGCUUGGUACGUCAACACCAUAGGUGAUGGCUUUUGUGCCAACCAUGUAGCAAUGUCAUCGAUGGAUCCUUGUGCCAAACGAUUCUUCAACCAUUCGGCGUAGUUCUUAGUGUGCUCCUUUAUCUCCACAUUUGAUGGAUAGACCAUUGGUAAGAAGUGUUCUUAGUGUGCUCCUUUAUCUCCACAUUUGAUGGAUAGACCAUUGGUAAGAAGCUUUGCCGUAUCUCUGCCAAGUGUUCUUCGUCAUAAGCGCUGAGAACUGGUCAAGUGUUCUUCGUCAUAAGCGCUGAGAACUGGGCUGUUAAGCAGCACCAUCAAAUGGGCUCUCUGCCAAUUCUCUGGGUGCAGCCUUUUGCGUGCCAGCAAGGAUCGACCUACCUUUCAGCCUUCCCUCAUGGUAAGAUAGGGGC